UAGCUGACUCCCAGAAUAGAAGAAGAAAAAGAACAUGGCGGAACGAGGCUACAGUUUCUCUUUGACCACAUUUAGCCCUUCUGGUAAACUGGUGCAGAUUGAAUAUGCACUGGCUGCUGUUGCUGCUGGAGCCCCCUCAGUGGGCAUUAAAGCUUCCAAUGGGGUCGUCCUGGCAACAGAAAAGAAACAGAAGUCUAUUCUGUAUGAUGAGCAGAGUGUUCACAAAGUAGAGCCCAUCACCAAGCACAUAGGCAUGGUGUACAGUGGCAUGGGGCCUGACUACAGGGUUUUGGUCCGACGAGCCAGGAAGUUGGCACAACAGUACUUCCUUGUGUACCAAGAACCAAUCCCCACAGGCCAGCUUGUACAGCGAGUGGCAUCUGUAAUGCAGGAGUACACACAGUCUGGCGGAGUGCGUCCAUUUGGGGUGUCAUUGUUGAUAGCUGGAUGGGAUGAAGACCAGCCCUACUUGUUCCAGUCAGAUCCCUCAGGGGCAUAUUUUGCAUGGAAAGCCACAGCCAUGGGAAAGAACUACGUUAAUGGAAAAACAUUCCUUGAGAAAAGGUAUAACAACGACCUGGAAUUGGAAGAUGCCAUCCACACAGCCAUCCUGACAUUAAAGGAGAGUUUUGAAGGUCAGAUGACUGAGGAGAACAUUGAGGUUGGCAUCUGCAACGAGGCCGGCUUUAAGAGACUCACCCCGGCAGAAGUGAAAGACUACCUGGCAGCCAUUGCAUGAGCACUCGAUGCUGAUGUCAAUAUGUAGACAUGAUAGUGUAGUAGCCAGCAACUGCAUAAAACAUAUUCCUCUACAAAGUGACCUUUUAUGUUGUUUCUAAGCUGAUUGAUAGGAUGUUUUGGGGAUUUAUGUACUGACUAAAAGCGACCAACUGUGUGCAAGUACUAUAUUAGGGCGGCCUCUUCAACUCAAUAGCUACUUGAUAACCCAGUUGCAAAAAAAAUAGUUUUAUUAGACUAAUUGGAAAUGUGUUAUGGCAUACACGUGAAAUGUGAUGGUUGGCUACUGCAUGUCUACUUAUGUGGGCUCUGCGUAAAACCUUGUCUUCCACUGACAGCGGACAUCCCUAGACUCAUACAUUUGAUUAAAGUGGUUUCAAGCAAAAUCUCUUCACUUGAGUUCAUCUUAACACAGUCAACCGAAGUCAGCAUGAUCCAGUGGGAUGCUUGAUAUUACCCCUCUUACACAUAAGGUUGCCUGUACAGCAGUUUUAUUAAAUGUCCCUCCUUUUCCAACUAGGAAGAAUUCAGUUUGUAUUUUCUCGUGUUGACGGGUUAUUCAUUGAAAAUAAAUAAAAAAAAGUUCACGUUG
Messenger RNA from Phycodurus eques (leafy seadragon), 1330 nucleotides. RefSeq names its product proteasome subunit alpha type-2. The transcript is spliced from 8 exons. Gene Ontology annotation, cellular component: proteasome core complex, alpha-subunit complex; proteasome core complex. The record is from RefSeq and is a predicted model, not a curated record. Lineage: Eukaryota; Metazoa; Chordata; Actinopteri; Syngnathiformes; Syngnathidae. Gene Ontology annotation, biological process: ubiquitin-dependent protein catabolic process. The coding region runs from base 35 to 739 and encodes 234 amino acids.